Apis cerana (Asiatic honeybee) is the source of this 2091-nucleotide messenger RNA. RefSeq names its product AN1-type zinc finger protein 2A. Gene Ontology annotation, biological process: protein targeting to ER; proteasome-mediated ubiquitin-dependent protein catabolic process. The record is from RefSeq and is a predicted model, not a curated record. Lineage: Eukaryota; Metazoa; Arthropoda; Insecta; Hymenoptera; Apidae. Gene Ontology annotation, molecular function: zinc ion binding. Gene Ontology annotation, cellular component: cytoplasm; endoplasmic reticulum.
AUGAUGUGAUUAUUUCAUAUAUUUCGUAAGUUUGCAUACUUUAUAUUUGCGUCAAAUCUGAAAAAUCAGUUACUUCUAUCAGUUUGAAGAAGCUCUACAUUCUAAGUUUUAUAUUCAAAAAAAGUAUCUAUAUUUUAACGAAAUAUAAGUUUUUUUUAUUUUGAAGAUUUAAAUAUAUUAAAUUAAAUUAAUUCAAAUUUAUAUUUAUUUUAUUGUGAUAUGUGCUAUAAAUGAAAUAUUAUAAUUUUAAUAUAUAAAAAAAGAUAACAAGUUUAUUUGGGUGUAAUUUAAAGUUUUCUCAUCGAAAAUGGAAUUUCCAAAUUUAGGCAAGCAUUGCUCAGAAAAUAAUUGUAAUCGAUUGGACUUUUUACCUCUUAAGUGUGAUGCUUGCUCUAUAAUUUUUUGUAGUGAACAUAUAUCAUACAAUAAUCAUAAUUGUCCAAGUGCUUAUAAAAAAAAUAUUCAAGUCCCAGUAUGUCCUCUAUGUAAUGUUCCAAUACCUAUUAAACGCGGUGAUCUUCCAGAUAUUGCAGUUGGACAACAUAUUGAUAAUGAAUGUCAAUCAGAUUUAAAAACAUCUAAUCAGAAAAUCUUCUGUAAUAGAUGUUCCAUGAAAGGUUGUAAAAUCAAAGAAGUAAUUCAAGUGCAUUGUUCUGAUUGUGGUAAAAAUUUCUGUCUAAAACAUAGGCACCCAACAGAUCAUGCAUGUGUAGGUCAAAAAGAAAUGACUCGAAAGAAAAGACUUGAUGUUCUAGAAAAUCAUGUGAAAUUAAAUAGAAGAAAUGGUGAGAUUUUCAAAAAUUACCAAGGUAGCAUGAGUGAAGAUGAAGCUCUUGCUAGAGCUCUUCAGGCUUCAAUGCAAGAAACAAAUACCAAUAGACAAGCACUUGAAGAUGCACCUUCAGGAAAUAGAGAUAGAUGUAGACUCUCAUAAAUUUUAGUUUACUAUAAAUUUGUAUAAUAAUUUUAAAAUAUGUUUUUCGAUUAAAUAAAUAUAGGGAAAUUAUAUCUCUCAGAAUCUUUCUAUCUACUUACGGUAAAAAAUAAUCUAAUAAUUAUCUAUAAAUUUUUAUGUUACUUCAUUCAAUUAAAUAUUCUAUUCAUUAUUUAAGAAAAAUUUUUGAAAUUCAUUUUAUACUUUUAAAUUAUUGAAAUUAGAUUUAAUAUAUAUAAAUAUGAUAUAUUACAUUAUAUUAUAUGAAGCAUUUAUAAUUUUCUAAUAAGAACAUUAAUUUACAUAUUAUGUAAAAGUUUUAUUUUAAUUUUUUCACAUAAAUCUUUAGAAAUCUUUAGAAUAAUUCUUCAUUUGAAAAAAUAUUUAAAAUAGAAUAUAAUAUUUUGUACAGAAUAUUUUAUGAUAAAUAUAAAUAUUAUCUAAAUAAAAGUAAAUAAAUAAAAGUAGAAUUAUAAUAAAACAUGUAAAUAGUUCUUAAAUAUUAAUUCAUUAUUAAUCUAUAAUAUAUUGAUUUUUUAUCUUCUAAGUUUUUUUUAUUUUUUAUUUAUUUUUUAAUUUCAAUUAGUAUUUUAUAUAUUUUAUGAUAAAUGAAUGAAAGUUUCGAUCAAUAUGUGAAUGAUUUGUCUUGGAAUGAACUAAUUGCAUAGAUAAACGAAAAAAAAAAUAUAUAUAUAUAUAUUAAUUUUAUUUUAAAAAAUACAAUUAUUAUAAAAUCUCAAUUUCAUCUUUAUUUAAUUAAAAUUUAUAUUCAUUAUAAAUAUUUUGUACAGAACAAAUUUUAAUUGGAAUAUUUUUUCAAAUAACUAAUGGUUCAAGAAAUAUACAUCAGACAUGGAAAAAUUAAAAUGAAAUAUCCUUUAUACAGAUUUUUAUAAUUGUAUUUUUUGUACAAAUGUAUAAAUAUACAUAUGAAAUUAAUUUUAAAUUUUUACACAUUAUAUAUAUAUAUAUUAUUUAUAUUAUAAUAAUAUUUGAUUAUAGUAAUUUGAAUAAAUAUUAGCAAGAUUUGUUACUGAAUAAGUGAUUUUAAAAAAAUUUCAAAGGCCAGCUUCAAAUAAGAGUGCCUUAUUAUGUAAAUUUAAAAAUGUAAAUUUGAUGUAUGAUUCAAUAAAUUUAUCUCGUUUGUGCUUAAAAAA